UGAGAUACGACGGAAGACGUGGAUAUAAGCUACACCCACAACCGAACCGACGCAAAUAAACGCAUUCCCCACCAAGCCCGGCGUUCCUGGUGAUCCCGGCAGUUUAGCAAUCCUCGGCCGUUACACAGUGAAGGAAUGUAUAUAGAAGGGGAUCACCCGUCGAUUAACGUGUAGCUCACGACGACACCACUUUUUGCGACUCCGUCCCCCCUUCGACGGCGCCUGUCCAUCGUCAACAUGGCGGCUUCACACCUCCCCCGCCACAUUCAGAACAUGAGCGAGGCGUCCGCUCUGGAACCGCAUUGGGGGUAUGCGGACCGCGCCGUGCCCUGCACCAACGACCCAGGUUCCUGCGCAUACUUGGACGUCGUCUAUCGCAGCCACGAUUUGGGAAUGUACUAUACGGGAAUAAUCUGGGCGACGAUUGGCAGCAUUCUCCUCGUGUGGGCUAUCACCAGACAAGUCUGUCGCCGACAGACCUCCGGUGUUCGACUACCUGCUGCUCAGGCAGGAGAAGAUCCCAAAGUAAGAGGAAGCGCACUUCAACGACUCUCCUCUGCGAUCCGUGCAUACGCAAGAAGAUACCUCCUCCCAGACGCCUCCCGCACCAUCUUCGGCCGCACCACUCGCACCCAAGUGCUCACCCUCACCGUCCUCACCGGCUACCUCACCAUCUGGUCCUUCGUCGGCAUCGUCUACGGAAAAUGGGUCACCCCCGUCAAGAAGCUUCCCGGCGUGUACAACACGCGCACAUCUCUAGGUCCCUUCGCCGACCGAGUGGGCGUCCUCGCAUACGCCCUAACUCCUCUGUCCAUCAUGCUGUCGAGUCGCGAAUCCAUCCUCUCGCUCGUAACGGGGCUCCCGUAUCAGAGCUUCAAUUUCCUGCAUCGCUGGCUCGGAUACAUCAUUUUCGCGCAAUCCGCCCUGCACACCAUCGGCUGGUGCGUCGUGGAGUUGCGUCUCUACCAGCCUCAGCCGCAAGUCGGCCUCGAUUGGAUUAAGCAGCUGUAUAUGAUCUGGGGCGUCAUCGCGAUGUUCUUCCUUACCAUCAUGGUGGUGCUGUCAACGCCCUGGGGUAUCCGUCUUACCGGAUACGAAAUCUUUCGAAAAGCGCACUACGUCCUCGCAAUGCUGUACAUCGGCGCCUGCUGGGGCCACUGGGAACAGCUGAAAGUCUUCCUCUUGCCGUCCCUGAUCGUAUGGUUCCUGGACCGCGCAAUCCGGCUCGUGAGAACGGCUCUCCUGCAUUACAAUUUCCUCCCGUCCGGAAACAUGGGUCUCCGCUAUGCAGAUGCGAAUAUCACCUUUUUACCGGACGAAAAGAGUGGCGAUGUUGUGCGCUUGGAUUUCGAGCACCCCCAGGAUGCGUGGAAUGUAGGGCAGCAUUUCUACCUCUGCUUCCCCGAGAGCUCGAUUUGGCAGGCCCAUCCUUUUACUCCUCUUAGUCUUCCAGUGUACAAUGCCGAUACGCAGAAGCACUCGUAUGUUUUCCGCGCGAAGAAGGGCGAAACAAAACGGAUUGCCGAACUCUCCGCUCGUCGUGCUGCACGUUCCUUGCAGAAGCUAGAAGGGCAGUCGGAGUCGAAAGCGGAUGCUCAGCUUUCAGUCGUAGUAAACGGACCCUACGGCGAACAUAUCACUCGCGACUUGCCCUCUGAUACGAACGUUCUCUGCAUAGCAGGUGGGACGGGAAUUACUUACGUGCUCCCCGUCCUUCUGGACCUGGCUGCGCGCCCUCGCACCCCAGAUCGCCACAUCUCGCUCGUUUGGGUAUGUAGACAUAGGAAAGAUUUGGAGUGGGUCGCUCCUGAAUUGGAAAUUCUAAAGCUUGAGGCGAAAACGCUGGGACUGAAGAUGCAUGUAUUUCUUACGCGUGCCGCUGAGGAGCAUGAGGGCGUUGCCGAUCCGAACGUCCUUCCGGGCAAGCCAAAGGAGAAUGACGAGGGCGCUAAAGAGAAACAUAUCACUCAUGAGAUAAGACCAACUGGUUCUUCAUCAUCGGGUUCUUCAUGCUUUUCUGGGGACCGAUUAUCCCUACACGGCGUAUCGAUGUCGGACCUCAUGCUCGAUCAUGUUCUCAACCGUCCGAACCUCGAGGAGAUUGUGAAGGACUUCGUUCAGCAGAAUGUAAGGGGGAGAACGCAGGUUUUUGCAUCGGGUCCGGGGGAGAUGGUGAGCGAGUUGCGGAAGGUGGUAGCAGGGGUGAAUAACGGAGGCAAAGUCUGGAAGGGAGAGGAGAGAUGGGAUGUCCGAUUGACUUGUGAUGAUCGAUUGGAGUGGUAGGGCGGGGAGAGGAGAUGACGAGGAUGACGUGCUUUAUGAUACCCUUUCUUUCUUUCGAUAUUUCAGAGCGAUCCCGACAGGAGA
Westerdykella ornata is the source of this 2367-nucleotide messenger RNA. RefSeq lists its product as uncharacterized. The record is from RefSeq and is a predicted model, not a curated record. Gene Ontology annotation, biological process: copper ion import; iron ion transport; intracellular iron ion homeostasis. Gene Ontology annotation, cellular component: plasma membrane. The transcript is spliced from 2 exons. Gene Ontology annotation, molecular function: ferric-chelate reductase activity. The coding region runs from base 238 to 2283 and encodes 681 amino acids. NCBI's taxonomy places the organism in Eukaryota, Fungi, Ascomycota, Dothideomycetes, Pleosporales, Sporormiaceae.